CAGAACAACCAUAAAAACCAAGGCAUUUAUCGGAGGCUUCUAGAAUUCUAAAGGGUGAUAUACGGACCUAGUGACGUGAAGUGACAUUGUGAACCUACAGCAGCUAUGUCCACCACUGAUGGUAACGUAAAUGAUCUGGCAGCGAGCACUGGAACAACCUUUGCAACGCACACUGAGACUGUUCUGUAGUACCACACAAGACAACAUUGCGGCGCAACACGUUUUCUGUCACAACCCAUCCGUAUACACCCACUGUUCGUGUUAUUCCAGGUGUUCCACCAACUACCAGACCAAUGACAGACAACCAACCGGCCAGUUCGAAUUCCAGAAUUGAUGUUCUAUCUCUCACCGGUAUUGGGAUAGUAGCUUCUGUUUUUGCAUUGUUUGCUGUCAUCUUGGCCUUUGCCGGAUUCAAGUUCCUAUGGAAGAAACGACAGCAACGAGCAGCCGAUCACGACCGUCCGGCUGCCGUCAACAACCCUGCAUUCGAUGAAGAAAUCUACGAUGUGAUAACAGACGAAGGGUUCAUUGGAGUAGCCACUCUCCCUCCGCCAAUUCCACCACCCUUAAAGCAAAAAGAUGACGACUAUCUGGACGUAUACAGAUCAGUUCUGGAAACGUCAAACGUUCAAGAUUCCUCGGCGUAUAAUCCAGCGACGCCUGGCGAUCCUAUCAAAAAUCACACCCACAAGUCUGGGCACUUGCCAGAUGACACCUCAGAGCAUGAAGAUAACACUUACCUGGACUUAAAUGGGUCGGCGACAAAAGACAUGAACGUCUCCGAAGUCCUAACACCGACACGACCUAUCUGCUCCUUCGACAAUAGUAUUCACACGCCUGUCAAUAUGCUUGAUGACGCUGAUACUGAUCAGGAAUACACCUACCCCACCCGGCCAACUGAUCCGUACCAGCCCCUGGGUGGUUCCUAUGAGCGCCAUCAUGACUACCAGGGUCUGCACAGCAAAGGUGGCAACGGUGAGCAGUCCCAGAACACAGAUCACGACUACAACUAUCCCAAGUGGGAAACCGACUCAUAUAUCAGCCUCUAAGUGGCUCCUACCAACACCAUCAUGAGUACCAAGGUUUGCACAACAAACCACGUCCCCAAGAUACUUCACACGACUACUGUCUGCCUAAAGUCGACUAUUUAUAAACCUACAUCUAUUUGCCUUAUACAUAGAAGGAAGGAUGCCUAUUACUGCUACUAUUAAGACGGACAGUGAUUUUUGUGUGUGCUUGUCAUACUGAUGACAAAUGCAAUACAAUACCUAGCAUAAUAAAAGGUGGCGAGACAGAGAAGCAAAAGGUAGUGAAUUCGAAAAUGUUGACACUGCCUUCGGGACUUUAUGAAGGACGUCUGAAGGUGGAUGGCUGAAGUUGGAAAAGGACCCAGGUCCUCCCCCUAUAAAAGCUAUUUUCUGUCAGGGAGCAAGGAUCGAAAUUGACUCUUACCAUCAUCCCGACAUCAUAAAUGGAUUACUCUCUGUAGGCGUCCAGCUCAACCCGCCUGGCCACAAGAACAAUAUAAUGGAACCAAAGCAGACGACAGGUUCCAUUAUAUUGUUCCUGUGGCCAAAACUGUUUUACCAAUCUGUAAAACUGUCAUUUUCCCCACUAAAUUUUCAUACUGAUAUGUACAUCGAUCAAACUCUGUUGGCAGUGAUUAUUUCUAUCACUCAUUUUCAUUGGAUUUCUCUUACAAUUGAUUAGUUCUUUAAAGACGACAAUGACAACUGUCAGCCAAGAUAAAACCGGUUUAUUCGAAGGCCAGGGUAAUCGCAUUAUUGAUUUGCGUGAUGCAAACGUUAACACGACCAGCAGGUAAAAACAAGAGCUUUUAAAAAAAGCUGGUCUUUCGCUUACUUAU
This is a messenger RNA of Branchiostoma floridae (Florida lancelet), 1867 nucleotides long. RefSeq lists its product as uncharacterized. NCBI's taxonomy places the organism in Eukaryota, Metazoa, Chordata, Leptocardii, Amphioxiformes, Branchiostomatidae. The transcript has 5 exons. The record is from RefSeq and is a predicted model, not a curated record. The coding region runs from base 294 to 1049 and encodes 251 amino acids.